Fimicolochytrium jonesii is the source of this 2145-nucleotide messenger RNA. RefSeq lists its product as uncharacterized. The coding region runs from base 300 to 1847 and encodes 515 amino acids. The record is from RefSeq and is a predicted model, not a curated record. Gene Ontology annotation, cellular component: nucleus. NCBI's taxonomy places the organism in Eukaryota, Fungi, Chytridiomycota, Chytridiomycetes, Spizellomycetales, Powellomycetaceae. Gene Ontology annotation, molecular function: DNA-binding transcription factor activity, RNA polymerase II-specific; RNA polymerase II cis-regulatory region sequence-specific DNA binding. Gene Ontology annotation, biological process: regulation of transcription by RNA polymerase II. The transcript is spliced from 6 exons.
ACCGCAUGGAAGGCCCGCAGAAGGCCCGCGCGCUGAGUCACGCACGAGAGCGAGAGCGAGAGCGAGCUGGAAAUGUCGGAACUGCACACGCUCUCAAACCGCUCGGUUCCCUCCCAUGCACAGCACAACCAUACUGGAUUGCUCCUUGGUGUCAUCCACUGCAACAGACAUAUACUGUACAGCACUACCGUCUGUCUUUACGUUCCCAUAGCUAGUCCGUCCCCGCUUCCACUCCACUGCGUGUGUCGUCCUUCGCAACUAUCUUCUCCGCUCCGAAAGACAGCAUUUUCCCACCGGCAAUGGACCGAACCGCUCAGUCUUCCUCUGCCGACGCUUCUUCGAAGACCGUCCCACCGUCGCAAAUGUGCACGGGUGAAUGUGACAACCCAGUCUGCGAGGAGGUUCUGGGCCGAUACAGGGAUUUGUUGUCGAAACUGAGCGCUUUCGCUCAGGACCCGCAUUCGCAUGGUGUGUCAGUUACCGUAGCGGCAGCUGCUGUGCCCGUGGUUGACUCGCUACCAGAGCCGCCCAUUGUUGUUGUGGACUCGAGCAGGACUGAUGCCGGCCGUGGGGCAAACUCCGCUAAUGUUGAAGUGAGGGGUGUGGACGAGACACCGCAGGUGGAGAGGGAGAGACCCGCAUACGCGCAGUCAGACUAUAACGAAAGCACCAGUUCCCCUACCUUCUCGGAGCCGGCUGCACAUCAGUCGGUGCUGGCAAAACGGAGGCGGUCGACAGGUGGUGCCAUACCAUUGACAAAAAAGCGUAAAGUCGAUUCAGAGGAUGUGCUAGGGUCGUCCACGGCAGAGGAGACUGAUGCGGUGGAGACUCCUGCGGCUGGUUCUCCCGCUUCACCACCGCAAAAAGAGAACGACGCGAAAUGCCACUGGGCGACAUGCACAGCCGAGUUCCGCACCUCCGACGAGCUCGUCCCGCAUAUCAGCAAACUCCACCUAUCCGCCAACCGCAUCGGCCACGUAUACAAACGCCUACAGCCCCAUGGCCAGGACGAGAGUCUCACGAUGGUCGACACGGACACCUCUGAGGAUGAGAGAUACGCUACCGAUCACAGUUAUACCCCUACCACCACCAGUGGGGCCGCGGGGCCAAGCACCCAGACGGUGGAACCGACCGCGAAAGCACCGGCCGCGGCUCGCUCGUCGUUUUACCACGCAUGUAAAUGGGCUUUGUGCAGUCUGUCGAGCUUCUUCUCGGUCGAUGAGCUGUUUCAGCAUCUGUGCUCGGAUCAUUUGGAUAUGAAAGCGGGGGAUUUGGAUGCGCAUGGGUGUUUGUGGCGGGGUUGCGGCCAACGCUUCCACACUUUCGACGAACUCACCGACCACGUCUCGGAAGAGCACAUUGGGUCCGGACAAAGCGAAUACAUCUGCCUGUGGGAGAACUGCGACCGCGACAGGAAACCCUUCACCCAGCGGCAGAAGGUCAUGCGGCAUAUCCAGACACACACGGGCGACAAGCCAUAUCAAUGCACAGUCUGCAACCAACGCUUCUCAGAAGCCGGGAUCAUGACACAACACAUGCGUACCCACACAGGCGAACGCCCUUACAAAUGCCCCGAACCCGCCUGUCUCCGCGAAUUCGCCAUCGCAGGCGCCCUAACCAUCCACAAACGCAAACACACGGGCGAAAAACCGUUCAAGUGUAAAGCGGACGGGUGUGAGAAGAGGUUUGCGGAGAGUUCUAAUCUGACCAAACACUUGAGAGUCCACACCGGCGAAAAACCGUUCAAAUGCCCCGAACAGGAGUGCGACCGCAAGUUUGCGAGGCCGGACCAGGUUGCGCGGCAUCGGAAGACGCACGAGAAGCCGGGGGCGAGUGGCGGUGCUUGAAAAAGCAACUCGCUUGCCCCGGCUAGACUGACUCACUGCUGCUUUGUAUCAUUUUCUUCUUUUUUUUUGGGUGGGGGUGGGCCGCAUAUACCCUUGUUGUACAUAAUGGCGGGAAGCGGGUGUCUGUUGGGAAGGGAAGGGUUUGGUAUGACUGCUUGACUGGUGUGUUACGUUAGGUCUGGAGGUGCUGAAGACUUCUGCAUGGAUUUGACAACUUCGAAAAAAGACAGAUAAGGGGCGACAUUCGAUCUCGCCCGGGUGGCGUGCUGUGUGGGGGAAAGGGGACGAAAAAUGGAAU